Messenger RNA from Porites lobata, 2131 nucleotides. NCBI's taxonomy places the organism in Eukaryota, Metazoa, Cnidaria, Anthozoa, Scleractinia, Poritidae. The record is from the annotation of a GenBank genome assembly.
AUGGAUCCUUGGUUUUCCUGUUUGGGAUUCAUUUUCUUCAUUUCCUGCGUUCGAGCGCAGUUUCAUCCCGCUGAACCCUGUGAUCCUGCAAAGUGUCUUCCGCCGAACUGUCGCUGCAGCGAUGAUCGUAAGCCUCCUGGGGGGCUGACUCGUGAGGAAACUCCUCAAAUCAUCAUGGUUACAUUCGACGAUGAUCUAGAAAAGCAAUACUAUGAUCUCUAUAACGAGCUUUUUGACGGCGUGAGUAAUCCCAAUGGCUGCCCUGCCGUGGGAACGCUGUUUAUAUCUCACAACUAUACGGAUUACUUCCUGGUGGAAAGUGCGUAUUCCAGAGGCUAUGAGAUAGCGGACCACACUGUCACGCAUCAGGAGCCAACAACAUACUGGGAACAAGCCGAUUACACCACAUGGAAGAAUGAAAUAGAUGGCCAGAAAGAGAUUUUGCAUCGGUAAGGGAAUGAUUACGAGCUGUUGUAAUAAAACUGUGUCUGACUCAUGGUGGUGUUACUACGACUGUUUUCUGUGAAAUCUGUAAAAUUGCCUGGAAUUUUCUAUAGCUGUACAAUUUUCGAAUCUUAUCUAAUAAAUUGCCCAGGAGUAUUAUUUCUCGUAUAUCACUCAGCCAGGUUGAGCUAUUUUUCGUCGAAAAAGGAAACCUAAAAUUGUCGGAUUCGAAAAUGCUUUGGAGAGAGGAAUCACACUGAAUUCUUACUUUCGUAACUCUUUAAAUUGCACCUAAAUUUUCGGGAAAAUAAUACUGAAGCCCUAGUCAAAAAUGUUUCUUCACUCUUAUACAGUAGGAUGACCGAAGAGAUACAAACUUCCCGGGGGGGUACUCCUGGGAAUUCUUGGAAGGGGUGUGCCGCCCGGUUCCCCAAAUUCUUCACGCUUCACUGAGGCUCAGAAGUCUUUCUUGCAAAACGCCCGAGGAAAGGAGCGGGGCGAGGAGCGAGGAGAGGCUGGAUACUUCGUAUUGGAAUAAGUGUUCCCGGAUUUUCUGCUGAUGUGUGCGGACACCAACUCAAACGAAAGGACCAAGCAAACUGUUCGUAAUAACGAGGUGUCUGUAUUAAGAGGUGCUGUUUUAUACUUUUACUGUGAAACUUUGGUACAGUUCUAUUCUCACACAUUAUUUUAAUUUUGUCCAAAUUUAAAAUUUUGGGUGCGGCCUUCUUGAGUGGAAAUCAUUUAAUACAAAACAGUAAAAAAAGAAAAAGAAAAAGAAAAACACACAAGAAUACUUUACCCCGUCGUUUUGUUUUAAUUGCGAGCCAGUUGCAAUUAUCUCAGAACAAUUACAGUUAGUUGUUAUAAGUCCCUUUUCUCUUUAUACUUUAUCUUUUCUUUCUUGAUGAAGCAGGUGCCUUUAAUAGCCUUUGCUAAUUUAAACGUUCUUUUUUUUCUUUUCUUUGAUAGAUUUGGGAAUAUCCCUUAUGGAGCCAUUAGAGGAUUUCGAGCACCAUUCCUUAUGUUUACCGAGAAUAUGUUCAAGGCUCUAUACAUCAGCAAAUUUACUUACGACCUGUCCUGGCCGGCUAAUAUUAGGUUUGAUGGGCUUGGCCCUAUGUACCCCUACACCCUCGAUUACAAGUCAACUCAGGUUUGCCCUACCAGUCAACAACCAUGCCCAAAAAUGUCCUACCCCGGCCUCUGGGAGAUUCCAAACGUCAAUCUCAUGAACGAAGACCACACUACUUGUGGUUCUAUGAUGGACGCAUGCGAUCCUAACGGCAAUGAAACGGUGUGGUAUGAUAUUCUGGUGAGAAACUUCCACUACCACUACGAUACAAACCGAGCUCCGUUCGGAAUGCAUAUGCACCCGUCGUAUUUCUAUUGGGGCCCUUCGGGUGACCACAUGAACGCCGCCAAGAAAUUUCUCAAGUAUGCCCAAGAUUUGGGUGAUGUCUGGGUUUUGACGGGCUACCAAGUGGUUGCGUGGAUGAAAGAUCCCCAAGAUAUUGCGCAAGCGAAAAGUUUUCCACCAUGGACGUGCCCGACUCGUCCUCCCCCGAGAUGCACGGACUCCACAGCCAACGACUGUCACUACACCAUGCCUAAAGAUUUCUACAUGAAAACCUGCACCGAGUGUCCACCGCAUUUUCCAUCACCUACUAAUCCAGAUGGAAAUUAG